UUUUAAAUUUUGCUACAAGAUAUUUUAUUAAAAAUUAUAAGCUAAUUAUUCAAGGAAUACAUAAUUUUGAAUGCACCUGAAAUAUUUGUCUGUCGUAUACACACUUUACCAAUUAUUAAUAUAAGUAAUGAAAUUUUUGUUCUAGAACAAACACCAAAUAUAAAUUGUCAAAUAAUAAUAAUUUGUAAGAUAAUAAUUGAUAUAUAUUGUAAGAUAAUAAUAAUUUGUAUCUUGAUAGAAAAAUUAUCAUAAGUUGCUAUACAAAGACUUCAUGAACAUCAACAAUAAAAAUGAGUGAGGUUUAGAGAAUUUAAUCAUUAUAAGCGAUACGAUGUGUAUCAAAUUUCAAUUGGGAUAAACAUAACUUAUACAGUAAUUAAGUAUCUUUUCCAAUAAUUUGAACUCUGAUUAAUUGGCUGAGAGUUCGUACAAACUCGAGAAUGAUGAAUUGAUAUAUGUUGUAUAAGAUAAUAAAUUUGAGAGUUUUGGUUGAAAUUUUUUUUAUAUACGAUCCUAAAUGGGACGUGAUAAACCUUUACGACAGGAUAUAUGAUCAGAGAAUAAAAACAUCACAAGCGAGUGUGCUAACUAUUAAAUAUUAAGACUUUUUAGUAUAGGCAUACCACAUAUUCACUUAUGAAGCGAGAGCAGAAAAUAUAUACAAGAUCCAAAAAGUUCAAACAUAUAGAUAAGUUAACUAACAUAAAUAAUAAAAUGAACUUCUCCGGCCAACUGGUCGGGUAAAAAACUAGUAUUCCUUAAAUGUUGAUCACCCUCAUGCUCUCAUCUUCUACGAUUUACAAUUUCACUUCUGACUUCAUUGUUAAACAAUCUUUCUAGAUUUUAACAUCUGACAGCCUUCUUGCCAUUUCCAUCUUAAACCGGAUGCCCUAAACAUGAGACUCAUCGGACGCUUGAACCAUUCAACACCAAUUCCUUCAAACAUAACCACUACCUUCUCAUUUUAUAGUCCACACACACUAACUUGAAGCAGCCGCAACAGAAAUGAGACUCAGAAGAUUUUCGGACCUGAGCUACGACUUGUUUUUCCUGUAAAAAGAAAAAAGAUGUAUAAUUGGGUUUUCAAUUCCGCUGGGCCGAACUAAAAUUUUAGUCAGGUCCAACCUUUAACCCAGUCCAAUAAGUUGAGCCCAGCCCAAUCCGAACUUGACACCACAUGAAGUUUUGCUUUUCCCAUUUUCUAACCUUUCUUCUGGUAUGAAAGUGCAUCGACUUUCAAAGAUCCAUUUUCAAUUCCUUAUUUUUCACUCUUUCCAUUCCACCUACUGCUACUAGUAGCCUUCAGGCUUCAGAGUUCAGACUCAGUCAUCUCAGUGCCCACUUCUGCAAAUAUAUGUGUGAUUUGUCACAGAAGUGACAUCAAGUUGAGUAGUCCAAUGUGCCCAAAUUCCAAUUUGUGGAAUUCCUUGGAUCAACUUUGAAUUUUCACCUCUAUUUGGAAGAGAAGAUUGAUUCCUAACCAACAAAUGGUUACCCACUUACAGCGAACGAGGUUAAGAAUUGUGCCACCAGAGCAGAAAUCUUCAACAAGCUCGAAAAUAUCAAUCAAGGCAAAUUGCAAUGAAGGCACAACGUAUCAUACAAGCUCGAAAGUCGGUGACUCUAGUCAAUUUGCUCUCACGGUGUCGGCACCAUCAAUUCCAAUUCCAAUCAGUCCUUUCUCAAACCCCACUUCCUACCUGUUCAACAACAGGCUAUAAAUGGCACACAUCAAUUCAUCCAUUUCCCUGCAAUUCAUCCAUAAAAUGAAUUCCCUCACCUGUUUGAUCCUCUCGCUGCAGAUUGUAUUUGUAGCCACAAUGGCUCAGUUUGCUGCUCCAUCAAUCAAUAUAGAGACGGACAAAGAAGCCCUGCUGGCUUUCAAGUCUGGAAUUAGCUCACAGUUCACAGAUGCCCUGCCUUCCUGGAACCAAACCUCACCUUCUCCUUGCAACUGGGAAGGAGUUUCCUGCAACAGAUUCGGCCGGAGAGUGAUAGGUCUCAAUCUCUCCAGCUCGGGCUUGGUUGGUUCAAUCAGCCCUCAUAUAGGCAACCUCUCGUUUUUGCGCUCCCUGCAGCUUCAGAACAAUCAGCUGACGGGAAGCCUUCCAAACCAACUCUGCGAUCUCGUUCGUCUGAGGACUCUCAACUUGAGCUCCAACAGCUUGGAUGGUUCGAUACCGUCGAACAUUAGCAGGCUGGCAGAGCUCAGAAACUUGGACUUGUCGAUGAACAGAAUCACUGGAAGGCUACCUGACCAGCUCGGGUUGCUACCAGGUCUCCAAGUCAUGAACCUGGGGAGAAAUCGUCUCUAUGGUCCAAUACCAGCUGCUCUAUCCAAUCUUUCCUCGCUGCUCGACUUGAACUUGGGGACCAACUCUCUCAGUGGUGCAAUUCCAUCAGAUAUGAGCCGUUUGCGAAGUCUGCAGAUGCUUGAUCUCACCAUAAACAAUCUCACUGGUACAGUUCCUCCUCCUAUAUUCAACAUGUCUGAACUUAGAUACAUCGCCUUAGCAUCAAAUGAUCUGCGGGGUAGACUUCCUAGCAAUAUAGGGGAGACACUUCCCAACCUUUGGGGUUUCAAUUUCUGCUUCAACAAGUUCAGUGGGGCUAUUCCGGCCUCAUUACACAAUCUCACCAACAUUAGGAUCAUCAGAAUGGCGCAUAUGCUCCUGGAAGGGACUGUCCCUCCAGGUCUGGGGAAUUUGCCACUCCUGGAAAUGUACAAUAUUGGUUUCAAUAGACUAGUGAGCUCGGGUGAUGAUGGUCUUGGAAUCAUCACUUCCUUAACCAACAGUACCCGUCUGAAGUUCCUUGCAAUUGACGGCAACUUCUUCGAAGGAGUGAUUCCUGAAUCUGUGGGAAAUUUGUCCAAGGGACUGGAGAAGUUAUAUAUGGGAGGGAACCGGAUUCAUGGCGCUAUACCGGGAUCAAUUGGUCGUCUUAAGGGGUUGACAUUACUGAACAUCAGCUACAACGCCAUCAGUGAUGAAAUCCCAGAUGAAAUUGGCCAGUUAGAGAACCUACAGGAGUUGAAUUUGGCUGGAAACCGAAUCUCAGGAGCCAUUCCGGAUUCAAUUGGCAAUCUCCAAAAUUUGAACCUGAUUGACUUGUCGAGAAAUCAACUGGUGGGUGGAAUUCCAUCGAGUUUCGGGAACUUCAGUAGCAUUGCUUCCAUGGAUUUAUCCAACAAUAGGCUCAAUGGAAGCAUACCCAGAGAAGUCCUCUCUCUCCGAAGCUUGAGCAUUAUCUUGAAUCUAGCUAACAACUUCUUCAGUGGGGGAUUAAACCAAGAUGUUGGGCUUCUACAGAGUGUCGUCUCGAUUGAUCUUUCCAACAAUCUUCUCUCCGGCAGUAUUCCUGAUGCAAUCAGGAAUUGUAAGAGCUUGGAGAGAUUGGCCAUGGCAAGAAACAUAUUCUCUGGCUCAAUUCCUGGAAGCUUAGGAGAGAUCAAAGGCCUGGAAGUCCUGGACCUGUCAUAUAACCAGCUGUCAGGCAUCAUUCCUCCAGAAAUCCUCAGCCUGCAAGCGCUUCAGACCUUCAACAUCUCAUUCAAUAACCUCGAAGUAAAUCCUUGUAGUGGAGCACAUGCAAAUUUUUCGAGAGUCCAGUUUGAAGGCAACCCAAAACUUCCCCUCUCACUAUCUUGCCAGAAUGGUCGAUCUAAUCGACUGGUGACAGUCCUUAUUAUCAGUGCAGUUGCAGCAACAGCGGCAUUGUUUUUUUCCAUUGGUUCAUUCUACUAUAUGAGGAAGAAGAACAGACAAAAAGUCACUCACGCUUCUGGCCUGUUGAAAGAAACACACCAGAUGGUCUCAUACGAUGAGCUCCGUCGAGCAACAGACAACUUUGGCAGGGAGAAUCUGGUUGGAGAUGGUGGCUUCGGAUCAGUAUACAAAGGCAAGCUAGCAGACGAUACAGCUGUAGCAAUCAAAGUCCUGAAUGCUGGGAAGACAGGCUCUUGGAGCAGCUUUCUAGCAGAGUGCAAGGCGUUGAAAAAUGUGAAGCACCGAAAUCUUGUGAAGCUGAUCACAACAUGUUCAAGCGUGGAUCAUAAGAACGAAGAUUUCUGGGCUCUGGUAUACGAGUUCCUUCCCAAUGGGAGCCUAGCCGAUUGGUUACAACCCAGAAGAAACAGAGAUGAGUUCAAUCUGCUGCGGAGACUAAACAUAGCCAUAGAUGUCGCCAGCGUGCUCGAUUACCUCCACCAUGACUGCGAAGUCCCCGUAGUACACUGCGAUCUGAAGCCCAGCAACAUUCUGCUGGAUCAAGACAUGACCGCGAAAGUGGGAGAUUUUGGGCUCGCCAAGUUGCUGAUAGAGAAAAUGGGCGACCAAUCUUCCAUUAGCUCCCUCCAUGGCCUCAUGGGCUCCAUUGGCUACAUACCUCCAGAAUACGGCCUGGGCUCAAAGCCGUCGACAGCGGGCGACACCUACAGCUACGGAGUGAUGCUGCUGGAGCUAUUCACGGGGAAGGGCCCAACGGAUGCGAGCUUGUCGGAGAGAAACCAGACGCUGAUCGGGUGGGUGGAAUCGGAGUUCCCGGAAAACGUGUUGAGAGUGGUGCAUCUGGAGGCGGUUGCCGGAUUGAACAACGGCGUAUCCGAUGACGAUGACGAUGACGAAGAAUUGGGUGUGGUGAAGACGGAGCGAUGUCUGGUGCAGAUUAUCGGGGUCGGGCUGUCUUGCACCGCCGAGUUGCCUGAAGGCCGGAUCACCAUUAGAGACGCACUGCGGAAGCUCCUAGCCGCGAGAAGAGAUGUUGACAGCAGCGGUGCGAGCGCGAGCAGAUGGUCUCGAGAGCGAAAGUAAUAGCCGGUGGACGAAAAACGUGUUACUUUCUUGUUUGACUAUUUUGGAGGAUAAACUCCUUUUGGGCUCUGUUUAAAUUUCGGCCCGAAAUAGACAACAGAUCAAAGCCCACAAAGAAGGGGGGCCACCCUGAAAAAGAAAAAAAAAUACUAGCCAUAGACUCAAAUUUUGUGCCUCAAUAUGUUCAACAUAAAUAAGUCAUCACCAAAAAUAGUAAUUAUCAUUUUCCACCUCAAACCAUCAAUAACCCUGCUAGGCUAGAGGCAAUUGCACAGAUACAAUAAUCGACGGUUCAGUGUUUUUAUAAUUAUAGUUAAUAUAUACAAUAUUUUCAA
Molecule: messenger RNA, 5146 nt
Organism: Linum trigynum
Lineage: Eukaryota; Viridiplantae; Streptophyta; Magnoliopsida; Malpighiales; Linaceae
Source: the annotation of a GenBank genome assembly